AUGCCUUUCCAACAGGGUGACGCUGGCAAGGGUGCUGGUCUUUUCAAGACUCGGUGCGCACAAUGCCACACUCUCGGUGCGGGCGAGCCUAACAAGGUCGGCCCCAACCUCCACGGCCUUUUCGGCCGGAAAUCCGGCCAGGUCGAGGGUUUCUCGUACACUGCUGCGAACGUGAACAAGGGUGUUGUCUGGGAGGAGCAGACUCUCUUCGAGUAUCUCGAGAACCCCAAAAAGAUGGCGUUUGCGGGUCUCAAGAAGGAGAAGGACCGGAACGACCUCAUCACCCACCUCAAGGAGGCGACCGCAUAG
Molecule: messenger RNA, 309 nt
Organism: Fomitopsis serialis
Lineage: Eukaryota; Fungi; Basidiomycota; Agaricomycetes; Polyporales; Fomitopsidaceae
Product: cytochrome-c from the OXPHOS pathway
Exons: 5
Coding region: 1-309 (102 amino acids)
Biological process (GO): mitochondrial electron transport, ubiquinol to cytochrome c; mitochondrial electron transport, cytochrome c to oxygen
Cellular component (GO): mitochondrial intermembrane space
Molecular function (GO): heme binding; electron transfer activity
Source: RefSeq, a predicted model, not a curated record